ACUAGAAACAAUAUCUUAAGGGGUGUCUAAUAAGCAUAUUUUUACUUGCGUAUAGUACUAUUUCUUACCUGUGGUAUACGGUAUAAGAGCAAAUUUUGAUCUUGGCUUUAAGUAAUGAAGAUGGCGGGAGCAAAGCCGGAAGUUUCUUUCAUCGGCCUUGGUGCCAUGGGUUUCGGUAUGGCCACCAACUUGAUCAAGAACGGAUAUAAAGUGACUGGAUUUGAUGUUUGGAAGCCUACGCUGGAGAAAUUCCAAGCGGCCGGAGGUAACAUUGCUGAUACGCCUGCCGAAGCUGUGAAGGGUACGGAUUACUGCAUAUGUAUGGUGGCAACGGCGCAGCAAGCUCAGGCUGUCCUUAUCGAAGGAAACGAUCCGGCGCUCGGGGCACUUCCUAAAGGAGCUGCUCUCUUGCUUUGCUCAACCGUACCGUGCGCAUAUGUCCAAGGUCUAGAGAAGCAACUCGCUGAAUUAGGACGUGGCGAUAUUCGAUUAAUCGAUGCUCCUGUCUCCGGGGGUGCCGCAAGAGCCGCUGACGGUACUCUAUCUAUCAUGGCUGGUGGCUCGGAUGACGCAAUUGAGAAAGGCCGAUUCCUCUUACAAGAGAUGUCUGAUCCGUACAAGCUGUACAUCGUCAAGGGUGGAAUCGGUGCCGGAAGCAACAUGAAAAUGUGCCACCAAGUACUUGCAGCCAACCAGAUCCUCGCUGCAAGCGAAGGUCUAGGUUUCGCAACUCAUCUCGGUCUCCAUCCCCAUUUUGCGAGUCAGGAGAUCUUAAAGUCAGAAGGGUGGGCAUGGAUGUUUGAGAACAGACUUCCAAGAAUGCUCGAUCCCGAGUACAAGCCUGUUGCUAGCGCAUUGACCAUUAUUUUGAAAGAUACGGGUAUCAUUACCUCAGAAGCGAGGCGUUUUGGAUUUCCCACACCUAUGACGAGUACGGCGGAACAGGUAUACUUCUCUGCUCUCGGCCGUGGAUACGGCCCUGAUGACGACAGUAGCCUGAUUAGGCUGUAUAUAGAAGGAAAGGGAAAGAUAGGUCCAGUGAAAGGAUUAGCCGAAGACGAUCAGUCGAAACUAGCCCUCGUUGUCGGCCUCCUGAAAGGCAUAUAUCUCUGUUCAGCUGCGGAGACUAUCGCUUUCGCAGCGAAAUGUAAUUUGGAUCUAGAUCAGGUAUUUGAUUUAUGCAUAAAUGCAGCCGGAGGAAGUACAAUGUUUCAAACGGUUGGUCCGGAGAUUAUCAAGCUCGCUCGCGGAGAGCAGCUCUCGACAGGGGAUGGAGAAAGCUUCAAGGAGCUCGUACAGCAACUCCAAGAGGCUAUUGAAGAAGCUCAGCGAGUUAAGGCGCCCGUGUAUCUUGCCACCCAAGCGUUCACUCUGGCGCAGCUCGCUUUACAGCUUGCUCCGGAAACUGCUGGCAAUGUCUCGAGAGCCGCCGUCGCUAAGGUAUGGGGUUUAUAAACUUGACAAUAGUACCGAACAGUAUUAAGGA
Molecule: messenger RNA, 1486 nt
Organism: Hypoxylon trugodes
Lineage: Eukaryota; Fungi; Ascomycota; Sordariomycetes; Xylariales; Hypoxylaceae
Product: NAD binding domain of 6-phosphogluconate dehydrogenase-domain-containing protein
Exons: 1
Coding region: 115-1455 (446 amino acids)
Molecular function (GO): NAD binding; oxidoreductase activity; NADP binding
Source: RefSeq, a predicted model, not a curated record